UUCUGCCGCCAUCUUUGAGUAGGGCAAAUGGUUUUACGGACACGCGUAAAGGAUUAUCAGUGUAUAACGAAUACUAAACAUUAUCAGAAGAAUAACCAUAUACGACUAACACUCUCAUACAUGUAUUAACUAUAGACUAAUUCGUUUAGAUUAACACAACAAAUUGUAUGUCGUCGAAUGAUUAUUGUGUACCAUUUCCCUCAGUUGGCGAGCUAAUUGUUUAUGUCCACCGGAUUAAUGUACGAAUCAGAGUCAUUUGAACUUCGUGCUGUGAAUUUCCUAGAACGUUGACCACAGGAAAGAUGGCGGCAGGUGAAAUGGUGACGUCAUUGCUACCUUUACCCUCAGAAUCUCAUUACAGAGCUGCUGUUACGCUGAGGGGCUGCUUCUACAAGGCUUAGAGGUGACAAAAACACCGUCCUGUUCAAAGCCAUGAAGAUCCUGCUUGUGUUUGAUUUUGACCACACCAUUGUUAAUGAUAACAGCGACACCUGGAUUGUCCAGUGUGCCCCCGAUAAAAGGCUCCCAAACGUGUUGCAGAAUUCUUACGAGAAAGGAAAAUGGACAGAAUACAUGGGCCGGAUCUUCACCUACCUUGGAGAACAGGGAAUACGCGAGGAUGACAUGAAGAAAAUAAUGAUCGCCAUCCCCUAUACUCCAGGAAUGACUGAGCUCCUCCAGUUCAUUGGCCAGAACAAGGACUGUUUUGAUUGCAUAAUCAUCUCCGACUCAAAUACCAUCUUUAUUGACUGGAUCCUGACCCACGCCAACGUCCAAAACGUCUUCGAUGUGGUGUUCAGUAACCCUGCAGCUUUUGAUCGCUUUGGGAAUCUUACCGUGCAAAAUUUUCACAUCCACAACUGUAAGACCUGCCCAAAGAACCUGUGCAAACGGAAAGUGUUAGAGGAAUUUGUAGCUCAGCAGAUAACAAGCGGCGUGCAGUAUUCUAAAAUCGUAUACAUUGGCGAUGGCAGCAAUGACCUCUGCCCUGUAACCUACCUGAAGAAAGAUGAUAUCGCUAUGCCGAGGGAGGGUUACACAUUGCAGAAGCGCAUUGCCAAGGAGCUCGACAUAAUCGAUUCCUCUAUAAGCGUAUGGUCAACUGGCGCUGAGAUACUGUCUCAUCUGAAGCUGUUGUUGGAAGAAUAAAAAUCAGACCCCAAUUUUUUUUUUAUAUUUCUCAAGCCCUUUAAUAAAAUGUAAGACUCA
This is a messenger RNA of Pseudophryne corroboree (corroboree frog), 1209 nucleotides long. It is a transcript of the gene PHOSPHO2, whose product is annotated as phosphatase, orphan 2. The record is from RefSeq and is a predicted model, not a curated record. The transcript has 2 exons. Bases 433 to 1149 code for a protein of 238 amino acids. NCBI's taxonomy places the organism in Eukaryota, Metazoa, Chordata, Amphibia, Anura, Myobatrachidae. Gene Ontology annotation, molecular function: phosphatase activity.